GCAGAGGUGAGCCGUGCCGCUCAGCGCUUCUCUGCCGAAGGGGCUUCCAACUUCAGCGUCUUCCAGGUGGACUCGCACACGCUCUACGUGGGCGCCAGGGAUGCCAUCUUUGCCCUGACCUUGGGCUCCAUCAGCCAGCGCCCCAAGAAGAUCUCCUGGAUGGUGCCAAAGUCUCACCGGGACUCCUGCACGCAGAAAGGGAAGAAAGAGGCCGAGUGCCAGAACUUCAUCCGCAUCUUGCAGUUCGUCAAUCAGAGCCACCUCUUAGUCUGUGGCACCUUUGCCUUCGAUCCCCGCUGUGGCUACAUUAAGCUGAGUGACUUCCGGAGCGUGGAGCAUGUGGAGAGCGGGCGUGGGCACUGCCCCUUUGAGCCCCUCCAGCCCUCCACUGCCAUCAUGGCAGAUGGUGCCCUCUACGUGGCCACAGUUGGGAACUUCCUGGGGACGGACCCCCUCAUCUCCAGAGUCACCGGGAACCCCUCGGAGGUCAUCCGGACAGACAGCUCCAUGACCUGGCUGAAUGAUCCAGAAUUUGUGGCAUCAGCCUUCCUGCGGGAAGGGAAGGAUGGAGAAGACGACAAGAUCUAUUUCUUCUUCACGGAGACGGCUCGCGAGUACGACUUUUACGAGAAGGUCAAGGUGGCCCGCGUGGCCCGCGUCUGCAAGGGAGACUUGGGGGGCCAGAAGACCCUGCAGAAGCGAUGGACCACCUUCCUGAAGGCGCAGCUCCACUGCUCAGACCCCAGGAGCGGCACCGUCUUCAAUGUCCUGCGGGACGUGGUCACUCUUCCAGCCCUAGACGGCGCUUGGAAUGCAACCAUCUUCUAUGGGGUCUUUGCAGCUCAGGGGAGGGAGGAGAGCGGUUCGGCCGUCUGCACCUACAGCAUGGAGGCCGUCCGGAGGGCCAUGGAGGGACGCUUCAAAGAGUUCCGGAGGGAGUGCGACAAGUGGACGCGCCUCACGCAGAGUGACGUCCCCCGUCCUCGCCCGGGAGCGGUAAGCGAGGGCCUGGCCGUCACGGAGGGGAUCGCGUCCUCGCUGGCCCUCCCUGACCGUGUCCUGACCUUUGUGCGUGACCACCCUCUCAUGGACGAACUAGUCCUCCCCCUGGAAAAUGCACCAGUCUUGGUCGUGCCGGGGGCACGCUACCUUCGGCUGGCCAUUGACCGGGUGGCUGCCCUCUCCGGCCAGGAGCACCACGUCCUCUACCUGGGGACAGAGGACGGCCACGUCCACAAGGCCGUGAGGAUUGGCCCUCGGCUCUCCCUCCUCGAGGACCUCCAUCUCUUUGCGGAGCCGCAACCUGUCCGGAACCUGCAGCUCCACCAGAACUGGCUCUACGUGGCGUCCGACACAGAGGUGACCCAAAUCCCCAUGUCCACCUGCCAUGCGUAUAAGACCUGCCAGGACUGCCUCCUUUCCAGAGACCCCGCUUGCGCCUGGAGCCGGGACCUGGGGGUCUGCCGGGAGCAUCACGGACAGGCGGGGCUGAUCCAAGACCUGGCUGCAGUGAAUGUGCCGGCAUUGUGUCCCACGGAGAAGAAAGAGGUGCCACUGAUGGUCGAAGUGCCGGUGCUCCCAUCUGCCCGGGUGGUCCUGCCCUGCAACCCACGGUCCUCCUGGUCAAGGUGUGAGUGGCAAAUGCCUUCCCAAGACGCUUCGGCCUACGUCAUCCGCAGGGAUGGCCUGGAGCUCUCUGCGGCCGGAGCAGCAACCGCUCUGGGGGUGUACGUGUGCCGGUGCGUGGAGUCCGGCAUGGGUGGUGUGGUGGCCUCCUACCACGUGGUCAGCGGAGGCCAAGGCCUCGUGAGUCCGGUCAAGUCAGCGGAGCGCAGCUACGGCGUGCUGGUGGGCCUGCUGUGCUUCGUGCUGGGUGUGGCGGUCAGCGGGGGCUGCCUGCUGCUGUACGAACGGCGGCGGAGGGAGCGGCUGCGGCGGGAGCUGCUCUGCCGCGAGAGGAACGGCCUAGACCUCAUGCCCUCGACCGCCACCAGCUGCAGCCACGAGCCCCAGACCCCCAGCUCCCCGGAGGACGAGCGGCACCCGCUGGCCACCGGCAAGAAGAAUGGCGGCAGCGGGCUCAACGGCUUCCCCCACUACGUCAACGAGAUGGACUCCGCCGACCAGGCCCGCAUCUACCUGACGGGCGUGCCCCUGGCCAAGUGCGACGAGACCUCCAUCUAGAGUGGAACGGUUGUUUCCGGAAGAGAGAGAGAGGUCCAAGGGGCCAGUUUGGGGCAGCUUGGCAGGGGGCCUUUUCACAACAGGGUCUCUCUCCGUAAAGGCUUCCUGUGGCUGGCCUUGCUAGCCUCCUAUGGCCGUAGGGAAUACUGCCAAGCGCCUCAGGGUUGGCCUUUGUGGCCCCAAGGGCCCCUGGAGAGCGCUGGCCGCUUCCUGGGGAAAGCCACACUGAGGAACCGUCAAGGACGAACAUGGGUUUCUCGCAACCUGCCAAAGGAGGGGUCAGCCAUGGUGGACCCUGGCCCUGGUUUGUGGGCCAAACAGAAUGGCUGCUCUCCCCAAUAAGGGGCCCCAUGGUGGCAGUUGUGGCCCUUUCCUGCUGCCGCUCUGCCUGGAACUGGACACCGGCCUGAGGUGGGUUUCCCCGGAGACUUUGCGGUUAAGUGACCAAAGGGAGUCCGGCGUUGGAUUGCCAAACGAAGGGCGGAGCAUGCAAUGUUUACUAUAAUAUGUCCGCCUCCAUUUCAGCAGCUGCACUGGACGGAGGGACCCCCCUUUUUGUGGGGUCUUCCAUUCGCUGUGGGGGAGAGAGUGGCCUUCCUUUGGCCAUCUCCAUUUUGGACACCCCCCCCCCCCCCCC
This is a messenger RNA of Anolis sagrei ordinatus, 2821 nucleotides long. NCBI's taxonomy places the organism in Eukaryota, Metazoa, Chordata, Lepidosauria, Squamata, Anolidae. The record is from RefSeq and is a predicted model, not a curated record.